AUGGAUGCAGUAAGAGGACUGUGCGUGAGAAACGUCAACGGUUACCAUGCCAUGUCCUACGACACGUACAGGGUCCACGGAGACAAAGGGCCGUGGGGCCGCUGCAUGGGCAGCGAGUGUGGCCCGGGGGGCAGCCAGAGCCGGGCGGUGUGGUGCGCCCACUCGGAGGGCUGGACCACCCUGCACACCAACUGCGAGCACACCAGCCGGCCCCACAACCAGCAGGGCUGCUUCCGCGUGUGCGACUGGCACAAGGACAUGUACGACUGGCAGCUGGGCGCCUGGAACCGCUGCCUGCCGGUGGCCAUGCGCGGCAGCGCCGGCAUGCAGCGCUAUGCGGCGGCGGCGGCGGCCGGCGUGUGCACCCGGGGCGAGGAGGGCCUCCAGACCCGCGAGGUGGCCUGCGUCCAGAAGGCCGACGCCGGGCCCGCAGAAGACGCCAUCUGCGAGUACUUUGAGCCCAAGCCGCGGCUGGAGCAGGCCUGCCUCAUCCCCUGCCCCCGGGACUGCGUGGUGUCCGAGUUCAGCGCCUGGACGUCCUGCUCCAAGACCUGCGGCACCGGUCUGCAGAACCGGAUCCGCUGGGUGCUGGCGCCGCCGCUGUUUGGCGGCGCGACCUGCCCCAACCUGACCGAGUUCCACACCUGCCAGCCGGGGCUCUGCGAGGGCGAGGAGAGCCUCCACAGUAUCAAGCUGGGCCCCUGGGGCCCCUGUGGCGUCCCCGUGCCACGCCAGGCGAGACAGGCCCCCAGAGAGGUAUCCAGGGAGGUGGAUUUUGAAAGGGGUACGCCAGGGAGAGGCCGGGACAAACCGUCCAGAGACAAACCAUCCAGGGACAGUGACACAGCCGGAAGAGGUGGGGACAAAAUGGCCAGAGAUGGGGAGGCACCAGCCCUAGACAGCCCAGCCAGUGAAGGGGGUCCAGCAGACAAAACCAGAGACAACCCAGUCAGGGAAGGGGGUCCAGCAGACAAAACCAGAGACAACCCAGUCAGGGAAGGGGGUCCAGCAGACAAAACCACAGACAACCCAAUCAGGGAAGGGGAACCAGGGGACAGAGGCAGAGACAGCCCAGCCAGGGAAGGUAAAAAGGCAGCCAAAGGCAACGACAAACCAAACCGAGAGGUGGACAAGUUAGCCAGGGCCAAUAGAAAACUAAGAAAGCUGAUCAGGAAGCAGGAGAGGGCCUCCAGACAGGUGGACCGGCCCAAACGACAGAAGAAGGCCAAGAACAAGGAGAAGAGAGAGAAGAUCAGGGAGAAGGCCCGCGAGCGGCAGCGCUCGGAGAAGGUUAAGGACCCGGAGACCCGGGAACUGCUCAAGAAGAAGCGCACCAAGAACCGCCAGAACCGGCCGGGGGGGAAGGGCUGGGACAUCCAGAUGGGGUACCGGACACGAGAAGUGAUGUGUGUUCACAAGAGCGGGGACACCGAGGCACUGAGCCUGUGCUCCCAGGAGGGUCUCCCGGUGACCUACCAGGCCUGCGUGGUGACCCGGGACUGCGAGGUGGGCGGCUGGUCCGAGUGGUCCCCCUGCUCCACGCGCUGCUACGAGCCCAACGGGCCCCGGGGCCAGCGCGCGCGGGGCCGGCGCGUCACCCAGUUCACGGUGGGGCCGGGCGGCGCGGCGUGCCCCGAGCUGGAGGAGACGGAGGCCUGCAGCCCGGAGGACGGGGCCCCGCCCUGCACUGUGUACAGCUGGAAGGCCACCGAGUGGACCGAGUGCAGAGUGGACACGCUGCUCAGCCAGCAGGACCGUCGCCGCGCCAACCAGACGGGCCUGUGUGGAGGAGGCAUCCAGGGCCGCGAGGUGUACUGCGUGCAGGCCGGCGGCGACACGCCCUCCAACCUCAGCGCCCUCCGGGGCAGAGAAGCCCUGCGCCCCGUAGACAGUGAGCUGUGUCUGGGGAUCCCCCCCAACACCACCCAGCUGUGCCAGAUCGCCUGCCCCGUGGAGUGUGAGGUGUCGGCCUGGGGCGCCUGGGGACCCUGCACCUUCGAGAACUGUCAGGACCAGACAGCCAAGAAAGGGUUCAAGCUGAGGAAGAGGAGGAUAACCAAUGAGCCGACCGGAGGCACAGGGAACUGCCCCCAUCUGGUGGAGGCCAUCCCCUGUGAGGAGCCCAGCUGUUACGAUUGGCUGCUGGUGAAGCUGGAGGCGUGUCUUCCUGACAACGAUAAGGAGUGUGGCCCAGGAACCCAGAUCCCCCAGGUCCAGUGUGUCAACAGUGAUGGGGACUUUGUGGAGAGGCAGCUGUGCCGCGACGCCAUCCUCCCCAUGCCCGCCAUCUGUGAGGUGCCUUGCCCAAAGGACUGCGCCCUCAGCCCCUGGACGUCCUGGUCGCUGUGCUCCAACACCUGCUCUGGGAAGAACACGGAGGGCCGGCAGAUGAGGGCCCGCUCCAUCCUGGCCUACAACGCAGGAGAAGGGGGCAUCCAGUGUCCCAACGCCAGCUCCCUGCAGGAGGUGCGCGGCUGCAACGAGCACCCGUGCACCGUGUACCACUGGCAGACGGGGCCCUGGGGCCAGUGCAUCGAGGACGCCUCCAUCCCCACGGGCGCUGCCAACGGCAGCCGCGGCCGCGGCGGCGAGGACUCGGCCUGCUCCGUGGGCAUGCAGACGCGCAAGGUCAUCUGCGUCCGGGUCAACGUGGGCCAGGUGCCCCCCAAAAAGUGUCCGGAGAGCCUGCGCCCGGACACGGUGAGGCCCUGCCUGCUGCCCUGCCGGCGGGACUGCGUGGUCACGCCCUACAGCGACUGGAGCCCCUGUCCGUCCACCUGCCAAGCAGGAGGGAAGACCAAGAAGAAGCAGAGCAGGAGACGUCUCAUCGUCCAGCUGCCGGCCAACGGGGGGCAGGACUGCCCCGAUCUGCUCAGCCAGGAGAGGGACUGCGAGGGCCCGUCCGUCUGUCAGGGCUAUCGGUGGAAGACUCACAAGUGGCGGCGGUGCCAACUGGUGCCCUGGUCGGUGCGGCAGGACAGUCCCGGGGUGCAGGAGACCUGCGGGGCGGGCCUGCAGGCUAGAGCCGUGUCAUGUCGUAAACAAGAUGGCGGCCAGGCGGACAUCGAGGAGUGUCUGAAGCUGGCCAGCCCCAUGCCGGAGCUCACCCAGCCCUGUCAGAACCCCUGCCAGGAGGACUGCCAGCUCACCGCCUGGUCCAAGUUCUCCGCCUGCACCGCCGACUGCGUGGGGGUCCGCACGCGCAAGAGGCUGCUCGUCGGUAAGAGCAAGAAGCGGGAGCAGUGCAAGAUCAACCAGCUGUACCCGCUGACGGAGACCCAGUACUGCCCCUGCAACAAGUACAACGCCCAGCCCGUGGGCAACUGGUCGGACUGCAUCCUGCCGGAGGGGGGCCGCGCCGAGGGGCCGCUGGGCCUGAAGGUCCAGGGGGACGUCAAGGAGUGCGGCCAGGGCUACCGCUACCAGGCCAUGGUGUGCUACGACCAGGACAACCGGCUGGUGGAGACCACGCGCUGCAACAGCCACGGCUACAUCGAGGAGGCCUGCAUCAUCGCCUGCCCCUCGGACUGUAAGCUGAGCGAGUGGUCCAACUGGUCGCGCUGCAGCAAGUCUUGCGGCAGCGGGGUCAAAGUUCGAUCCAAGUGGCUGAGGGAGAAGCCUUACAACGGGGGUCGGCCGUGCCCCAAGCUGGACCACGUGAACCAGGCUCAGGUCUACGAGGUGGUGCCCUGUCUGAGCGACUGUGGUCAGUACGUGUGGCAGGCCGAGCCCUGGAGCGUCUGGAAGGUCAGCAACGUGGACCUGAAGGAGAACUGUGGCGAAGGCGUGCAGACCAGAAAAGUCAGGUGUAUGCUGAACACCAUCGAUGGGCCGUCCGACCAGGUGGAGGAUUACCUGUGUGACCCGGAGGAGAUGUCCCUGGGGGCUCGAGACAGCCGCCUGCCCUGCCCUGAGGACUGUGUCCUGUCCGACUGGGGCCGCUGGAGCGCCUGCCAACUGCCGUGCAGCGGGAAUCGAACUCGCGAGCGGAGUGCCUACCCUCUUCGCCAGCCUGGCCAGAACAAGGCGUGUCCGGAGACGACAGAGACGGAGGCCUGCAGAUACAACUCCAACUGCUUCCACUACUCCUACAACAUCACCGACUGGAGCACCUGCCAGCUGAGCGAGAGGGCCGUGUGUGGCGCGGGCCUCAAAACGCGCAUGCUGGACUGCGUCCGGAGCGACGGCAAAUCAGUGGACCUCAAGCUGUGUAAAGAGUUGGGCUUGGAGAGGAAGUGGCAGAUGAACUCUUCCUGUGUCGUGGAAUGCCCUGUCAACUGCCAGCUCUCUGAUUGGUCCCUGUGGUCCGGGUGCAGCCACUCCUGCGGUCUUGCAGGUAAACUGCUGCGCCGCCGCACGGUGGUCCAGGCGCCCCAGGGCGACGGCCGGCCCUGCCCCACCCAGGUGGAGCAGUGGAAGCCCUGCCCCGUCAAGCCCUGCUACCGCUGGCGCUACUCGCCGUGGUCCCAGUGCGCCUCCGAGGGGGCGCGCUGCGGGGACGGCCUGCGCUACCGCAACGUGACCUGCUUCGUGUCGGACGGGUCGGGCCGGGAGCCGGGCAGCCCCGUGGACGAGGGGCUGUGCGGGGAGCUGGAGCUGGGCGUGGACGGGGAGCGGCCCGUGGUCCUGGAGGAGAGCUGCGCCGUGCCCUGCCCAGGGGAGUGCUACCUGACUGACUGGACGGCCUGGAGCCCCUGCCAGCUGAACUGCAUCGGGGGGUCCGACCUGGGCCUGGGCGCGGUGCAGGUGCGCUCCCGGGCCGUGGUGGCCCAGGAGCCCGAGAACCUGCUGGCCUGUCCCGAGCAGGAGUGGGAGGCCCGCCCCUGCACAGAGGGACGGUGUUUGGAGUACAGGUGGAUGGCGGGUUCCUGGCGGAGCGCGUCGCGCCAGGUGUGGUGCCAGCGGUCCGACGGCCUCAACGUCACAGGUGGAUGCCCCCCCACCACCAGGCCCAUCUCUGACAGGUCAUGUGACCCACCCUGCAGGAAACCUCGUUCCAUCUGCACAGAGGCGGGCCAGUGCGGCUGUGAGGACGGCUACACAGAGGUCAUGACCUCGGACGGCGUGCUGGACCAGUGCACCGUCAUCCCCGUGCUGGAGAUCCCCACGGCGGGGGACAGCAAGACGGACGUCAAGACCAUCCGCGCCCCCCUGGACCCCACGCUGAGCGCCGGCCACGCCCCCGGCCGCGCCGGACGCACCUGGUUCCUGCAGCCCUUCGGGCAAGAUGGUAAACUGAAGACCUGGGUGUACGGAGUGGCAGCGGGAGUCUUCGUCCUGCUGGUGUUCAUCGUGUCCAUGACGUACUUAGCGUGUAAGAAACCAAAGAAGCCUCAGCGCCGGCAGAUGAACAACAGACUGAAGCCGCUGACGCUGGCCUACGACGGAGACGCCGACAUGUGA
Molecule: messenger RNA, 5403 nt
Organism: Gadus chalcogrammus (walleye pollock)
Lineage: Eukaryota; Metazoa; Chordata; Actinopteri; Gadiformes; Gadidae
Gene: thsd7aa
Product: thrombospondin, type I, domain containing 7Aa
Exons: 29
Coding region: 1-5403 (1800 amino acids)
Biological process (GO): actin cytoskeleton organization
Cellular component (GO): plasma membrane
Source: RefSeq, a predicted model, not a curated record